Molecule: messenger RNA, 1629 nt
Organism: Paramecium tetraurelia
Lineage: Eukaryota; Ciliophora; Oligohymenophorea; Peniculida; Parameciidae
Exons: 1
Biological process (GO): trehalose catabolic process
Molecular function (GO): alpha,alpha-trehalase activity
Source: RefSeq, a predicted model, not a curated record
AUGAUAAUAUUUAUUUUAAUUACACACAUUAGUGCUUAAUGCUCUCAUCCAAUAUUUUGCUAAGGUGACAUUCUACAUACAGUUUAGACACAAAAAAUAUUCAAUGAUGGGAAAACCUUUGUGGACAUGACUAUGAAAAAGACAGAAACCGAGAUUUUAAAUGUUUGGAAAACAAUUGACACAAAAAAUAAAGAAUAAGUGACAGCUUUUGUGGCUGAUAAUUUUAUUGAAGCAGGCAGCGAUUUAGAAUCUAUCAGACCCAGUGACUAUAAAGAGAAGCCUGAUUAUGUAGAUAAUAUUAAGGUUGAAGAGUUAAAAGAUUGGAGUUUAGAAAUUAAUAAGAUAUGGUUGGAAUUGUGCAAAGAAUUUAAGAAAGGUAUUGAAGAUUCCACUUCGAUACUAUAUGUUCCAAAUCCAUUCUUUGUACCAGGGGGUAGAUUUAGAGAGUUCUAUUAUUGGGAUACAAUGUGGGUUAUUGAUGGAUUAAUAAUCAGUAAAAUGUUCGAAAGUGCCAUCAAAAUGUAGGAAAAUUUUGUGUAUACUAUUAAUAAGCUCGGUUACAUACCCAACGGAGCUAGGAUCUAUUAUAAAGGGAGAACUUAACCUCCUGUACUAGCCUAAAUAACCUACAACAUAUAUUAAGGAUUGAUACAAGAUGGAUAGGAAGAAAGAGCCAAAUAGUUUAUAAUUAAUUCAUUUGGAGCUGUAGAAAAAGAGUUCCAAUACUUUUACGAGCAUAGAUCAAUAAGAGCAUGCUUGAUAUUUUAAAAUGUUUAUUGUGAUGUCAUGUUGUAUCAUUAUGAUUCAGACAUCUACUAUCCAAGACCAGAGUCAUAUAAUGAAGAUAUUUCGAUAGGACAUGCAAAUAUUCAUAUGUAUCAUGAAAUCACAGCAGGAGCUGAGAGCGGUUGGGACUUUUCUACAAGAUGGUUUGCAGAUUAGAAGUCAUUAGAAUCCAUACAAACAUCAUAUAUUUUAAGUGUUGAUUUAAAUACCUUCAUGAUAAUCAAUAUGAAAAGAUUAGCUUCAUUUUCUAAAGUUUUGGGAUUGUAAGCCAAGCAAACCUUUUAUGAUACACUGAGUAAGAACACUGAAGAGAUACUGUUAGACAAAUUUUACAAUAAAGAAACAUAUUAAUGGAAUGAUUACAAUUAUAAGGACAAGAAGUUUAAUAAGAAUUUUUAUGCUUCCAAUUAUUUUCCAUUAAAUUUAAAAUCAAAGUCAGAUAGCAAUUUGAUAGAAAAUUUGAAACAAAUGAUAUAAUAAUAUCCUGGAGGAAUCCCAACUUCUAUCUUCAAUACAGGAUAAUAAUGGGAUCUUCCAAAUUCAUGGCCUCCUCUUAAUCAAAUGAUUAUCUAAGGAUUAAUCAAUAAUGAUUAGAAGGAACUUGCCUUAUAAUUAUCCUAAAAUGUUAUCAACAAUGCCUAUUGUUGUUUCUAGAAAUCUAUCACUUAAUAUGGAAAAGGAUACAUGUUUGAGAAGUAUAAUGCUGCAAGCGUAGGAACAUCUGGAGGAGGUGGAGAAUAUGAAGUAUAAACAGGAUUUGGAUGGACCAAUGGUGUAGUUAUUUGGAUAUUAAAUACAUUUGGAUAAUAAUUAUUGUUACCAACAUGUCCAUAAUAGAUAUGA